UGUGCCCAUUUGGACAAUACGGGUUGAAUUGUGAAUUACGUUGUGACUGUAUGAAUGGCGCCAAUUGCAACAGGACUACUGGACAAUGUGAAUGUUUGCCUGGAUGGAGAGGAGAGAGUAGCAAUGACGUUUCAGCUUGUUUGAAAGGCUACUUCGGUCGUCACUGUUCACAGACAUGUCGCUGUUCAAACCAAAAACCGUGCGAUCACAUUACUGGAAAAUGUCAAUGUCCCAAAGGUUACACAGGCCAUGGAUGUACUGAGCUUUGUCCAGAAGGGACAUAUGGAGAAGGAUGUAAGAAAAAGUGCGAAUGUAACGACAACUCCGACUGUGAUCCAAUCAGUGGAAAAUGUUAUUGCAAACUUGGCUAUUUUGGUGAAGAUUGCAAAUCUGGUGAGUUUUGCAUUUUUCCACUCUGAUA
Messenger RNA from Strongylus vulgaris, 421 nucleotides. NCBI's taxonomy places the organism in Eukaryota, Metazoa, Nematoda, Chromadorea, Rhabditida, Strongylidae. The record is from the annotation of a GenBank genome assembly.